Molecule: messenger RNA, 735 nt
Organism: Chrysemys picta bellii (western painted turtle)
Lineage: Eukaryota; Metazoa; Chordata; Testudines; Emydidae
Source: RefSeq, a predicted model, not a curated record
AUGGGGAGGUACUCAGCCAUCCGCUACAGGAAGGACCGUGAAAUUAACUUCCACCUGGCGCAUGCUGUACUGGCCAAACUCAAGGUGUUCAAGGCAUACGAGCCCAGCAUGGGAGAGGGCCCUGACAAAGCCCGCUCUCAGCUGUUGAUUGUGGACCGGAGCUUCGACCUGGUGUCCCCACUGCUGCAUGAGCUCACCUUCCAGGCCAUGGCCUACGAACUGCUCAGCAUCGAGAACAACACCUACAGGUACGAGACAACGGGCGCCAGCGACUCACGGGAGAAGGAGGCGCUGCUGGAUGAAAAUGAUGAACUCUGGGUGCAACUACGCCACCUGCACAUCGCUGACGUCUCCAAUGCCAGGACCCCCUACCCCCACUUUGGCACAGCCCUCUCCUCCCCGCCCACUUACUCCACGCACCUGAACCUGGCCGAGCACUGCAUGCGGCACUUCAAAGGGACAGUGGAGAAGCUGUGCAGCGUGGAGCAGGACCUGGCCAUGGGGACGGACAUGGAUGGGAAGGUGAUCAGGGACCCGAUGAAGAUCAUCCAGCCCGUCCUGCUGGACCCCAGCGUGCAGGCCUACGACAAGAUCCGCGUCAUCCUGCUCUACAUCUUCCUGAAGAACGGUGUGAGCAUGGUGAACCUCGACAAACUGAUCCAGUGUGCCAACGUCCAGCAGCUGAGUGACAGCAUCUACAACAUGGACUUCCUGGGCAUCUCCGUCAUGCCUGAG